UCACCAUCUUUUAUUAUUAUUAUUAUCAUUAUCAUUAGACUUCAGUGACGAUUCCUGGUAUUCGUUAUGUGGUAGAUGCUGGCUUUGUCAAGGAAAAAUCAUAUGAUGCAACAACGGGUAUGGACGCAUUACUAGUAACCGAAAUCAGUCAAGCAACAGCAAUUCAACGUGCAGGACGAGCAGGACGAACAGGACCUGGUAAAGUGUAUCGAUUAUACAAAGAAGAAAGUUUUGAAGCUAUGCGUGUCAACAGUGUUCCAGAAAUUCAACGCAGUAGUCUUAUCAGCACGGUUUUAGGACUUAAGAAACGUGGUAUUGUGGAUGUUCUUCAUUUUCCUUUUUUGGAUCCUCCUGAUGCUACUUUGGUCAAGACAGCUUUGAAACAUCUCUAUCUAUUGGGUGCCAUUGAUGAAGUAGGACAACUGACAAGUUUGGGUGAUCAAAUGAGUGCUUUCCCUCUGGCACCGUCGUUAUCUCGAGUUCUAUUGGCUUCAUGCACAUUUGGAUGUAGUUAUGAAGUAGUGACAAUAGCAAGUUUAUUGGCUGGUGAAAUGGAUCUAUUCAAGACCCCAUCUCUUCGUGGUCGUGGUGGUGCACAUAUUACCAAGGAAGAUAUGGACAAAGCUAUGAUGGAAGCUGAAGAGUGCAAGUUACGUUUUGCUCAUCAUAGUGGUGAUCAUUUGACCUAUCUCAAUGUAUGGAACGAAUGGAGACGAUAUCGUAAAGACAAGAUGAAGCAAAAGCAAUGGUGUCAAGACAAUUACAUUCAUGGUAAAGUUUUGGAAACAGCACUACGAGUUCGAGAUCAACUGAUGGAUGUGAUGAAGAAAUUGAAUUUACCUAUUGUACAUGCACCUCGAAUCCAAUCAAGCAAACAAGGAAAACGACAACAGGAUGAAAAUGAAUCUAUAGACGCAAUACCUAUACUGAAAUCAUUUUUGACAGGCUAUUUCAGCAACGUUGCUAACAAAGGUGCACAUCGACAUGUGUUUUCACAUUAUUCACCUGACAAGCACUUUUUGAUGGAUGGUGGUAUAGCAUCGAUGGAACAUCAACUGGACGAUCAUCAUACAACGGGAUCUUUGGUGGCACUUUAUCUUCAUCCACUUUGUUCGUUUUCUGACAUGUUGGAUCGGCACAAAAUACGAUAUAGGGAAUUGGACUGGGUGAUGUAUAUGCAUGUCACAUAUACCAACAAAGCAGUGAUGAAAGGGGUCAGUAAGAUUAUUUGGGAUUGGGUGAAAGAAAGUGAAGGUUUGAAAAGAUUGGAUCGAUUACCAAAAACAAGAUUGAAUGGUGAAGAUCGACCGGAUGUGGAAGAAAUGGAACAAGAACAAAUCGAAUUGGUGGAUCAUGAAGCAAUUCAAAUUCAACAAGAACAAGCUCUCUUGGACAAACAAAAACGACGAGCCGAAGAAAUAGAACAAAUAAGACAACGUGCAUUAUCUAGACGUAGAUUACAAUGAUCCUUUUUUUUUUUUUUUUUGUAUGUUUAGUUAUUAUAAUUUAUGUCAAUAAAAUUUAGAGAUGAUUGGGUGAUGU
Molecule: messenger RNA, 1542 nt
Organism: Halteromyces radiatus
Lineage: Eukaryota; Fungi; Mucoromycota; Mucoromycetes; Mucorales; Cunninghamellaceae
Product: P-loop containing nucleoside triphosphate hydrolase protein
Exons: 1
Coding region: 120-1466 (448 amino acids)
Cellular component (GO): intracellular anatomical structure
Molecular function (GO): RNA binding
Source: RefSeq, a predicted model, not a curated record